AUGGAUUUAAAAUCAAAAGAACAACUUGAAAAAAUGUACGAACAAAUGCAACAAGUUGCUUUCGAACCUGAAAGCAAUGAAAUAUCACAUCAAUGGGAUGAUGAAAUAAACUCCCAUUGGAAUGAUACACCCCAAAAUGAUGAAAAAUCCUGGAAUGAUGAUCGACCCACCUAUACGGUCGAUUCAGAAGAAUUCAAAAAAUUCGAAGAAGAAAAUUCUUCAAAUAGUAACAGUAACCAAACCGUAGAGGAGAAUCGAUCAAAUGAUUCUUCUCAAGAUACGCUUGUUAAAUCAAACAUAAAAUACCAAAUAGAAUUAACUUUGUUAAUUCUAAUGAUUAUUCUGGCUCCUUUUUCAUUUAUUUUUGUAUGGAUUCUCGGAGGUCUUCUACUUCUCCGAAUAAAAAUCUUUAUAUUAAAAUUGCGGCUGGCUGAUGGAGAUUAUACCACAACGAUGAACCCUUUUAAAAUUUUAUUCAGUCAAUCGACAAUUAACUCAUCUUUUCGAAACAGCAGAAACAUAGAAGAAACCAUUAUUGAGCUUGUUAAUGAUAGUAUUCGAAUCGAAGAUUUCCCGCAUAUUCAAGUCUGUAUUAUCGAUGAUAUGAUUUUCUCUUCGGAUAAUCGUCGGCUUUAUGUAUUCCAAGAGGCAAUUCGAAGGGGAUUAAAAGUUGAUAAAAUUCCAAUUCGAGUUCGACGAUCAACAGAUUUGAAUAUUAAAUGGAAAAUGGAAGGCUCAUAUAAAAUUGUUCAAAAUGAUAAUUUUAAAGAUAUAAUUGUGAGCCAAUAUGCAAGAAACGGAAGAGUUAUAGAUAAAGAGGAGUUCUGGGAUUUUAGUUCUAAUUAUUACAUGUAA
Molecule: messenger RNA, 855 nt
Organism: Racocetra persica
Lineage: Eukaryota; Fungi; Glomeromycota; Glomeromycetes; Diversisporales; Gigasporaceae
Source: the annotation of a GenBank genome assembly